This is a messenger RNA of Sphaeramia orbicularis (orbiculate cardinalfish), 5220 nucleotides long. RefSeq names its product phosphatase and actin regulator 4b (gene phactr4b). Gene Ontology annotation, biological process: neural crest cell migration; actin cytoskeleton organization. The transcript is spliced from 14 exons. Bases 1027 to 3705 code for a protein of 892 amino acids. The record is from RefSeq and is a predicted model, not a curated record. Gene Ontology annotation, molecular function: actin binding. Lineage: Eukaryota; Metazoa; Chordata; Actinopteri; Kurtiformes; Apogonidae.
UUUCCUGACUGGUAUGCGUUAUCUUGGCAGAGCUCCUGAUUACAGAGCAUGACUACUAGACUUGUGGAUGGGGUUUUAGUUGUGAAUGAUAUGUUUUAUAUAAGCAGUAAAUCUGGAUGUUGUAACUGUGAGCAUAUGGACUUUGUGUGGACAUUGUAGCUCUGUGUCUCCAUGAGCAGUACAGUGGACUGUUACAGAGUGUGAGGGGAAGAGGUUGUCUUUGUUCUCGGUCACAGAAUCAGGGUGGAGUGCCGUUUCCUCCCUGUGUUUCCAGCCACCCCCCCACCCCCAGCCCCCAUCCAUAACUCCUGGACUUUUUCUCUUUGUAGCUCUUUUUUUGAAGGCUUUACUCUCAUUCCAAGUUCGGAGUCGCACACAGCUGUAGUGUCUCCGCACACCAGACCUCCUCUCACUACAAUUGAAACAAUGGCAUGUUGUGUUUUUGAUCACAACUCUCAUGAAUGUGAUAAUUAAGUAGGAUGGACUUAACUUUUUGUCAUUUUUAGGGGUGUUUUUUUUGUGUCAUUGGAGCGAUAUGUUUUAAUCGGGCAAUACAGCGUGAUGUACCGUUGAAAGGAUAUGGUCAGUCACCUUUUUCAAAUGGAUGACUACUGCAUGGGCUGAGUCUUCUGCGAUCGUCAUCUCUGCAGUGCUCUGGAGUGUGCAGGCCUGGCACAGCUAGCUCUUAUCCUGCUUCACUGGCUUCAGCUGAGCCACUGUGUCAGAGGCUCUUCUGACAGAGCAGUCUGCUGUGUGAAACCCUCAGUUCUGGAUCACAGGGAAGCUGCCUUAAGCAAUGCUUAAUCUGGAUGUUAUGGCAGCUGCUCUGAAUCCGCAGAUUUCUACCUCGCCAAUUUAAGAUGGAUUUUCAUGGUGGGGACUUGUUCUUUGAACCUGGACCAUCUUUGCUCUAGUUUGGAGCAACUCUCUGCAACUAGUCCGUCUGGCGUUUUCUUUCUCAGAUAUUGACGGUUUGGACAUAGAAGACUAUUUGUUUUGGGAUUGCUGAAUGCUCCCGACUUCUCCAUGGCAUGCUGUUUCAAGUCCCGCCACCAUGGAAGCUGGACUCUCAGCACCUCUCUUCCAGAUGAUGAAGCUGAGCAGCACCACAGCACAAUGGUGGGAGAGGGGGGCAGCAUGGGAGACAGCACCCCGAACCCGAAACGCAAGGGCAAGCUGUCGACCCUUGGCAAGAUCUUCAAGCCAUGGAAGUGGAGGAAGAAGAAAAGCAGUGACAAGUUCCAGGAAACUUCAGAGGAACUGGAAAGGAAGAUGUCGACGAGGCGUACGAGGCAGGAGCUCAUAGAGCAGGGAGUGUUGAAGGAGGUCCCGGACAACGAUGCAAAUGUAGAAACACAGAACCUGAAGCAGCCCUAUGUGAAGAACGGCCACACUCUGCCGGUGAGCGCUGGAGGAGGUGGAGUGGGCGUCGGCGGAGGCAGGAGCCCGUGCAACCAAGGCAAGCUCCCAUCAGAAUCGGACUUUAGGAUAAACCCGGCCUGGCUGUCUCAACCAGACGACCGCCGGGGCCGCUCACCUUCGGACGGAGAACGCCGGGGGGCUCCUGGCUCUAGGGGCACUGGACUGCAUGAGGACAUGCGUAGAGGGGGUGGGGUAGGGGUACGUGCACACGGAGAGGGAGACUGGAAGCCUAAUAUGGCCUGGCAGGGACAGAUUCACGGGCAGAUGGACGAGGGCAGACGCGGUGGCCGGCUUCAUCCAGAUGAUGGGCAGAAGAGGCCUGGUCUGAAGAAGGCCCCAUCAGAGGACGGCAGGAGGAGUCGGGCUGCAGAAGUGGACUGGAAACCCACACUCCCCCGACAUGCGUCUGCUGAGGAGGGACGGGCCCGCAGAGAGUCAGAAAGCCAUUUCAUCCCUGACCCGGAAGCCUUACGGGACACACUACGUGAACCUCUGCCUCCAAAACAGUCCGUCAUGCCCCCUAAAUGGCUGAUUAGCCCCGCCCCUGAACCCGGCAACGAGGGUCUGCCGCGCACUCCGUCCAACCACACAUCGGCGCAGUAUUCUUCUCCCUCUGUCCCGACGGUGACAGUGUCCAAACCUGUCCGGUCCGUCUCCUCUGCGGGUGCGUCCACCCAGCAGUGUUCGUCUAUAGUCCCCACCUCCACCUCUCAGGCCACCAAGCAGCCUCCUCUGCCUCCACCCAAACCUGUGAACAGGAGCAACGCUGCAAUGCUUGUCUCCGCCCUGCAGGGGGGAGAGAACGCUCAGCUUCCACUCUACUGGUCCUGCUGGAAGCGCGAGUGCGACUAUGAUGUCUACCUGUCCCUGCCCGUCUACCUGUGUCGGCGGGCUGGAGGCCUGCGCUCAGGUGAUUUCACCCAAGCCACAGGAGGUGCCAGUCUCGUGCCAGCCAAGCCUUCUCCACCGAUGCCUCCUAAGAGGACGACCCCCGUCACCAAACGCAACACAGAGGACACCAUUGCUGCAAGUCAUCCCAUCAACCCCUCCCCACUUUCACUGGAGGACCACACUAACCUUCCUCUAGGCUUUCAGCUGCCUCCCCCUCCUCCUUCCCCUCCUCUGCCUACUCACAUUCCACCCUCUCCGCCUCGCCAACACAUACACACCCACCACCUCCAUCAUCAGCACUCCUACCCCCACCCUCUGCCUCAACCCAUUCCCAUGUUGUUUGACCCACCAAGCCCGACCAAUGACUCCCCCCAACGCCCGGCUCCUGUUCCGUUGCAUAUCAUGAUCCAGCGGGCCCUUUCCAGUCCUGGUCCUGCACAGCCACAUCCAGAUGGAUCACAACGUGCACACGCUCUGCUUUUUGAAACCCCAUCGGAGUACCAAGGAGAUCGAGGUCGUCCACUACCUGUCAGCAUCCAGCCGCUGAAGCUAUCUGAGGACGAUUACUCAGAGGAGGAGGAGGAUGAUGAGGAAGAGGAGGAGUACGAUGGCGAGAUACCCCAACCAGAGCUGGAGCCGAGGACUCGCCGGUGCUUGGUUGGGGAUGCAGGUGUUUGUGUAAUCCCAGGGGGAAAUAACAGUGAGGAAGAGGAGGAGGAGGAAGACGAGGAAGAGGAUGAGGAAGAAGAGCAUGGCAUGGGUUGUGAGGACAGCGACUCUGAUGGUCCUGUGCUUUAUAAAGAUGAAGACUCCGAUGAGGAUGAAGAAGAUGAGCCCCCACCUAGUGCCCUUGCCAGCCGGGUCAAGAGGAAGGACACACUAGCUCUGAAACUAAGCAGCCGGCCCUCUGCCCCAGACAGGGACAGGUUUACCCAGGACAGGCUCCAGAGAGAAGACCAGCCUCCAGGGCAGACCGGCCUGACCUGGCAGAGCCGGGAGCAGUGGGAGGCCAUCCGCACACAGAUCGGCACAGCGCUCACAAGACGACUUAGCCAGAGGCCCACUGUUGAGGAGCUUGAGCAAAGAAACAUCCUUCAGCCCAAAAAUCAGGCUGACAGACAAGCUGAGGUUAGAGAAAUAAAACGACGGCUGACAAGGAAGCUGAGUCAAAGACCCACAGUCGCAGAACUCCAGGCGAGAAAAAUCCUGCGAUUCCACGAGUAUGUAGAAGUCACAGAUGCCCAAGACUAUGAUCGCAGAGCAGACAAGCCAUGGACCAAGCUGACUCCUGCAGACAAGGCGGCCAUCCGGAAAGAGCUCAAUGACUAUAAAAGCACUGAAAUGGAGGUUCAUGAAGAGAGCAGAAUCUAUACGAGGUUUCAUCGGCCUUAACGACCCCUCUCUUACUGGACACCGAAGCACUUAGGAUUCCUGUGGCAAGGUUCUGGCCUUUAUACAGGCAGAUUUAAUUUUUCCUGAAUGUACUGUACAGAUUAUCAGGGAAAGCCUGGAACUGACUGAAAAACAAGAAUGCUUCUCGCUCCCUCCAUCGACCUCUCACUACAUUGCUUUCACCAAACUGAGGAGAAGGAGGAGGUGGUGGUGGUGGUGGUGGUGGGUAAGGACCAGAUGCAGUAUUCCUCCCGGACACCAGGGGGAACCACGUGCCAAUGAAGUGUAGAAGUGGCAGAGGACCUACAGGGCUUACUCUCACUCUGCUGUUAUGUGGUACCCCUCAGGGACUUGGAUCUACUUACAACCUUUAAUGCGGCCUCAUUCUGUGUUGCCUUUUUUCUUCUUAACUGUACAUGGAAAAUGCUAACUCAUCCUGUUAAUGUAAAAACAUACAAUAGUAAUAAUGACAGUGACUUAUAAUACUCCACACAAUAAUAAUAGAUGAUAGAAACAAACUGGUGCAGCGAGAACGGACUGGAGGAUGAAGACUGGGAUUAUAGGACUGGACAUCUCUGGGAUAUUGUGUUUGUUUUAUAUAAUUGUGUACAGACUGCAAUUGUGAUACUUAAGAAUGACACUUGGAGAGAUCUAAUUAAAAAAUAUUCUGUAAUGCACAAGAUAUUUCAUAUUGUAAUUUUGAUCACGUUAGUAGUAACAGCUUUUAUUUGAGCCUUUUUAAUUUGGCUUGCCUGUAUUUAUUGGUUGUGAUGUGAGGUGGCUAUUUAAGCAUCAAACUAGAUAUAAAAAAAGGGUGGAGGUCAGGAGGCUGUGUUUGUAUGUGUGCCAACAUACCUGUUGCCUAAAGGACUAUAGGAUACUGGUUUCCAUAUCACUGAUUCUGCAAUCCACUGCAUGAGCCAACACAGAAUCCAGUGCCAUUGGAUCUGGAUAAUCUCUCUUCAUUUAUACUUUUUUUAUGAGUUUUUGUACUUCCCUUUAAAGAUCCAACAUGCAAUGCAUUCUGUAGCCAUUCUAAAAUAAGGUCAAGCUAUUAGUGUCUAUACUAAGAGUUAAAUGUAAGUUGCUGUGAGUGUAGAUCAGGGAUUUAUCAAAAAUCAAAAAAAUGUGUAAACGGUUAACAGGGAGUCACUUUGGCUGGAACAUUUUGAAACUGCAGAUGUAUUUUAUCUCGUAUUGUUGUCUGGCCAGUAGCUUACAGGGUUCUCUUCGCUGUGUACAGGUUGAUAUAGGUUUAACUGAUGCUUGUGUAUAUCUUGUCUUCCUUUCAUUUGAAAAGAAAUUUUAAAUAUAAAAGUAUUAUAGGUUGCUAUUUUUUUAAGCACAGAAUUUUAGUUUAUGAUUAAUACUACAAGAAUGGGAAUAUGGAAGUAUACCUUUUCUGUAAAACUAAGUUCAUUUCUAAAUGAAUGUGGAAUUGUAUGGACCGACAGUUUUCUUUUUAAUUGUAAAUAGUUACAUCCGAAUCUAAUUAAAAAUCUUACAAUUCCUUCA